Amyelois transitella is the source of this 6650-nucleotide messenger RNA. RefSeq names its product synaptogyrin (gene Syngr). The coding region runs from base 146 to 832 and encodes 228 amino acids. The transcript has 6 exons. Lineage: Eukaryota; Metazoa; Arthropoda; Insecta; Lepidoptera; Pyralidae. The record is from RefSeq and is a predicted model, not a curated record. Gene Ontology annotation, cellular component: neuromuscular junction; synaptic vesicle membrane.
GUCAUCCGUUUUCGGACGUCGUUCGCCCGAUCGAUAAUACAAAAAUUGGGAUUGGGGACUGGCGGAGGUCAUUAUCUUGUCUAAAAAUUGAUGGCCAUUAACAUCUCGGUAUCUUAAUUAGUAAAUUAUUUAAUCGGACGUGAUAAUGGAUACAACUGGUGCUUACGGAGGCGGGAAAGCCGGGGGGGCCUUUGAUAUUCAGGCUUUCAUCCAAAGACCACCCGUUAUAGUUAGGGCGGUUUGUUGGCUAUUCAGCGUGAUAGUGAUGGGCUGUAUAUCAGCUAAAGGCUGGUACAUUGACCCCACGGACAAGAAAGAGUACUGCGCUUACAACAAGGACACAAAUGCUUGCAACUAUGGCGUGGGCAUAUCCGUGAUCGCGUUCAUAGCAUCCAUCGGCUUCAUCGUUGGAGAAUACUUGUUUGACCAGAUGUCCUCCGUCAAGACUAGGAAGCAUUUUGUGCUAGCGGAUAUGGCAUUCUCAGCUUUCUGGGCAUUCCUGUACUUCGUCGGCUUCUGCUACCUGGCCAAUUCGUGGGGCAAGACCGAGGUGGCGCCCAAAGGCACCGCCAAUAACAUGCAGGGCGCCAUCGCAUUCUCCUUCUUCUCCAUAUUCGCUUGGAUCGCCUGCGGAUUCUUCGCGUUCCAACGGUUCAAAUUGGGUGCUGACGCGGCCUUCGCCCCCGCUUACGAGGUGGAGGGCGCCGUGGGGAGCCCCGGCUCCUUCCCGGCCUACCCCGGAGCCCCCGACCCGCAGCCGACUUACAGCGAGCCGCCGUUCUCGCAACAACACACCGGCGGUAACAUCGACUACACUGCCCCCACAUACUAGGCCACGUCUUAAGGGUGGCCAUUCAAAUCCGCCUUUUAAUUUGCAGUGGUUAAUAAUGUAGCACACCGCUACCACCUUCAAGUGAAAAUUUGUAACUAAUUUCACUAACACCCGUACAGGUAAAUGUCUUUAAUUUAUUUUAGCUGUCUCUUUCUCGCUUAUUGACCAGACAAAGAUUUUAUUCCCUGAUUUUAUUCAUUACAUUCUGUACUUUAAAUAUGUCAGAUUGCAUACGUCAAAAAACGUGCGUUGAUCUCUUAAAAAAUUACAAUAAGUUGAUCUACCUACGUCUCUUUCUCACAUUUACUACACUAUUAGUUAGAGUGUGAUUGUGAAAAAAUGAUUCAAAAUACAUAAACAUAAGGUAAUAUAAACAUAAACAUAAAAAUAGGGUCAAAGUGCGUUUCUGAAAUGUUAACUGUCAUUUUAUAAAGUUUGAAUGGUAUUAGAUAUGUAUUGUAAAUCUAGCAGCGACUUAUGAAAAUAUGUUACAAAUUUUCACUCAAUUCUAUUAGGUAUUCUCAACUAAUAUAUAAACCUUAUAUUUUUUAUUUAGAAGAUAUUUUUUUCCAGUAUUGACAAAAUUCGCAGCAGAAUCUUUUUAUUGAUCAUUAUUUUUGUUAGAAUUUUUUAAUGGUUUCCUUACCCAAAGGUUGAUUUAUUUUUGUGUGUGAUCAAGUCAUAAAAAAGUUAGUUUUAAGUUUACUAAUUCUUACUUACAAUACCACGUCCAUUUUUAUUUUAUUAAGUUUAAUUAUUUUAGCUGGCAUCUAAGUGUGUGUCUGUAAGAUAUUGACGAUAUAUUAUACAACAGUGUGGUAAGGUCUAACAAAGAUUUAAAAGUCACACAAGUGUGAAAGGGUUGUUGUGCAAAGAUACUAAACUAUACUAUAAACUCAUCUUAAGACCCAUUACGUAUAAAAAAUAACUUUCCAACGGUUGAAAGAGUUGUAUUAAAAAAAUGGGGAGUAAUAUUUUUUUUAACAUACGACAUAAUAUUAUACAAGGAAGUCUUAUAACCUGAGCACUGCUGACAUUUGCUUUAUUAACUUUUAUGUUUUUGUUAGAACUUACAUUUUAAUUAUAAAUAUAUAUAAAAACUUGUUACAUGCUGACAAUUGUUAACAUUCCCGAAAUAUCACUAAUACAUAUAACUUUAUAAUAUAUAAUAAUAACUAUUUUAAUGUAAUCACGUAACAGCUUCACAGUACCUGCCUGUAGCUAUAUAUACAUAUGUAUGACAAUAUAACCCCAUAUAAAUAUAUAAUGUCCGCACAAAUUUGAUGCAAAACUUUUAAGGGAAGGUAGAACACAUGAUUAUAAUAAGAAAAUAGAUCCUCUUACAAAUCAUGACAAUUUUCUUAUUUUUUUUUUUAGAUACAUAUUUAUUUAAUGAUUACAAACUAAAACGUCUUAUAAAAAUAAUCUAUUCUAGACUUUUUUUAAAUAGAAAUAUCCAAACUAGUUUUUGGUUAAAUUGUGCGGACGUAAUUCUUUAUGAUCAUUAUCUGUAAAUAAAAAUAUACUUAAAGUCCAUGUUUCCCGGCUAGUGAUUGAAUGUGAUAUUAUUUUUAUUUUGUUUUUUUUUUUUUUUAUUUAUCUACAUUAUACCAACAACAAUUUAUUUAUGAUUAUGUGAUAAAGGUUUAAAUAAUUGAACACUGUGGAACCUUUUACGGUUGAAUUAAGUACCUGUAUAUAUUUCACAUUAUUUCGUGCCAUUUUAUAUCGCUUUAAAAAAAAUACUUUUUAUCAGUAGUAAUGUAUUUAUGGCAAUAUAAUGACUUUAUUGAAUUGGAUAUUACAUACAUUUAUUUUAUUAAUGUGUGUGCGCGUGAGAGAAAUUAAUAUUUUAAUUUUUUAGACAAAUGGUAAUUGGUACGAUAAAUAACAUGAAAAUCAUUAAAAUCAGUAUUUAUUUAUAUGAGUAUUUUUCACUAGCCACUUAUCAACUAAACUGAAUUAAUCCAUUCUUCAUGUAGAAUCUCAAGCUCACAUAAGUGUAAGUAAUUCACUUCGACAUGAACGUCGGUUCUCAUAAAGUUCAUUCUUGUUUCCCAUCUGUAUGGAAUACGCAAAAAAUGACGCAGCAUACAUAUAUAAGCACGUCUAUACCCCUGGCGGGGUAAACAAAGCUGACAGUCUUGAAAAGCCAUGUGAAGUCUCGAAAAAAUAAUGCAAAUUUUCAUAUAUUGCAUAUCGUUGGUAGAAAUGCGAAAAGUAAUUACUUUUAGUUAAUAUUUAUAACGAAUCUUAAUAAUUUCGUUACCAAAGGACUUAGAAUUACAUAAUAUAAUUAUUUAUACUGAUAAAGUGCAUUUCUUUAGGUACUGAAAUAAUCUUGAAACGUCUCAUUGUUGAAAAAUACAUUUUUAAAUUUGAAAAGCCUACAUAUGAAAGAACAAUAUGAAUCGAAAGAUGGCAUGAUAAAUUGCCAUUAGCCAUACUUUAUUUUAGAAAUGUAUUUUCUUUUAAAAAAGACUUCAACCUCUAUUUCACUACCUAAGACUUUAUUUGAAAUAUCAAAACGUCUUGUGAACCAAAACGAUCUGAAGUGAACAGUAUUAUUAAAAAAGAGUUAAUAUAUAAAAUAUUUGCGCUUAUCCAAGAUCAUAGUAUUUUUUUAAAAAUAAAAUUUUAGAAGUAUGCUAUCUCUUGUUAGUAUUAAUUUUAAGGCACAUUAGGAUUAUUAUUAAAUCGCUGGUAAUAAUUAAAGGUGCUUUUUAAUUUUUGCUUUCAAAGAGCUAUCUAAAUAUUGGUGACAUAUUAUAAUUGACAACGGUGUAUUCUAAAUAUGGACCUACGGCUUAAAUCUUAGUACAAAAUAAUAUACUAGAGCGAUGUUAUAAUAAUUGUAAUGUGCCAAAGUAGGGGGCUAUUCAAUCGCCUUUUAAGAUUUUUGCAUAGUACAUAAUACAUUGAUGAUAUAUCUUUAUGAUUACUUUAUGAGGCUGCACUUUGUUUUGAUGUUAUAAUUUUUUUGUCUAGUGAGGAAUAGAAAUGAUGAUUAUGUAUGCACGUACUUUUAUUUGAUAAAUAAAUUAUACAUUAAACAGCAUAUUUUUUUAAAAAUGUAUUAACUUUUGUGUUUUUUUUUUCUUAGUUUAUCUUUAAAUUAAUUUAUCAUAUAUGAUUUUCAGGUACUAUGUACUAUACAAAAUCUGUAGUAAAUUUUAUCACUUCCAUAGCUUGCACUGUUCUUUGUAAAGUUAGCAAUAACUUUUUUGCUGUGUAGUGUACUGUUUCUCAUCAUUAAAUUUGGCUUAUUAUUGACAACUUACUCCUUAAACUAUUUGGCGUAGGAGACCGAAAUUUCACGUGAGUGAUAGGGAACCUAGAUGGUAUUUCCCGAAAUUUCCAGGGGAACACGGGAUUUUUUCGUUGUAAUGGGCGCAUCCACUGGUGGGUUCUAGUUAAUUAUACUACUGAACGCUCGCAGCCAGCCCGUGUAAAGCGAGAAACCCCGACCUUAAUGUUCCCGCGGGAAUUUCGGGAACCUACAUGCGUUUUAAAUCUACACCCAGGGAUUUCGACUGGAUGAUAUGUCAGUCAAACAGUUUCUUUUUUAUAUUGAUUAUAAAAUAUGCAACGUGUGAGAAAUGAGUACAUUGCACGUUGUGAUGUUCAUAUCAGUCUUGUGAGAGGGCAUGGAGUGAGAUUUCCAGACGAUUUGACAUUUAUUUAUAUUCUCUAAAACGAAUUUGGUUAACGAAAUGUGUCCGGAAGAAAUUACGAUGUCAGAUAUCAUUAUUGAUUCCCAGCUACUCCUUUCGACCGAACUCGGAUUUUAUUUCUUCCUUUUACUAUCGUAUAGAAUAAAGGUUGAAAUAUUGUUUGCUUACGAAUCGUCUGGUGUGGUAUAUUUGUGUAUACUGUACUUGUUUCUUUUAAUUUCAAUAAACAAAUAUUCACAACAGACCAAAUUUGUUACAUUUAUAAAGUUUGUAAUUGGUAAUGACUAGAUAUACCUAAAUUUUAUAGGUACUGGUUUUUUUCUUACAUUGGUUAAGAAUAUAUCACUGAAACUUUUAGAAAGCUUUCCUAUUGCAAUAAAUAUCACAAUAAUAUGUUACAAUUUAUAUAUUGAUCAUAAUAUAAUAAAAAAUAUUUAUAAGUAAAAUAUUGAUAAAAUAAUAUGCAAAUGGUAUGCUUUUGUUAAAUAAAUGUGCAACGUGAAUGCCCUUGAACUUUUCGAUUGAUAGAUGUUAUAUUAAUUAAUUGAUAUAAUUAAAAAUCUCAUAUACAUUGUAAUGUAGCUACUACAAAUAUACUUAGAUGUAGAUAUGUAACACGUAUGUCGGUUAGAAGUCUGUUCCAAAGAUAAUAAAUAAAUAAAAAAAAACUAUUAAACAAUAAAAAAAAAUAUUGUAAUAAGUGUUGAAUAUUAACGCUAAUGUUCGGUGUUUGACAUAAAUAAUGAUAAGGUGUAUAAAGGUUGGUAUCGAAUCGCUAUCUUAAUCUAUUGUGUACUUAGAAUGGCUAAUCCGGGUAAUUUGUGAAACAACGAGAUAACAAGAAUAUUUCAUUAAGUAUUUUUCACUAUACUGACAAAUGAUACAUUUCUUACAUCUUAAGGUUCACUGAGGAUGAUGAGAAGGACGCUAUUUGCAAGUAUAUAUAUAUAUAUAUUUAUAUCAAAUAAUAAUUCAUGGAAAGUAUUGUAUUUUAUAUUAACAUGGAGCAGUCGAAACAUGUUCUUGUCAACUUGAAAAAUUUGAAUUUUAUCUAACUUUGUUGUUUGUUUAAUAUCUAAAAAUACAAAAGUUGUGUUACCAAAGAAAAUAAUUGUUUUCGUCAUACUAAGUACCUACUGACUCAAAUUUACAAACAAAAAAACAUCAGAGUUCCGAAAUGCCUAUUUAAUGUUUUGUGCAAGAAUGUUAAAUUCAAAACAGGAUACGAAGGUUUUCAUGUCUGUAGCUCGCUUUACUUUCCUAGAUUAAAAAAAUAAGCUUAGUGUGACAUUUUUCAGUAUUGUGAACGUAUCUUAAUGUUCACUCCAAGUAUUUCUUGUAUGGGGCUAUUAGGUCUUAACUGUUUGUAUGUGCACGCCUAAAAUAUAUUUGUUACUUAUGAGUCUGUAAAUUUAUGAUCGAUACAAGAGCAAGCAUUAAUGUUUGUUUGUAAUAUAUUUUUUAAUUUACUAGGUGAACGCCAAUUUAGCAAUCACUGGUAAGGGAAGAAAUCUAGCUAACAUUUCCAUUUGAGAAAUCAUGAUAUACGUGAGUUAAUCCCUACGAUACCCUAAAAAUCUAAAAGAGACUAACUAUAAAAUAAACUGUUAUUAAAUGAAGUGAAUGGAUCACACUAACAUAAAAAUAAUACUGGGAAAUCAUGCGUUAUCGGAUAAUGUUUAAAUCUGGGUUAUGCGUUAUCAGGUCAUCGUUAUCAUCAGACGGGAACUAAUUCGCAUUGAUAACUGUUAUUCACGUUGGUAUGGUCACAGAUUAUGUAAAGCUAUAGUAGAACAAAGUACAAAAUAUAUUGUAUAUAUUGCAUUCAAGUAAUAUUUAAUAGAUCCUUAACUACUUAAUAAAUAAAUUCAUAAAUUAUAUAGUCCCUGUAAGCCACGUUGAAUGGCAAUGCUUACUCUUUGACCCAAAAAGCUUCCUGUCCUCUGGAAAAAAUACAAAACGGAAAUGCAAAUAAUAAGCUUUAUAUUUUUCUUGAAUAGUUUUAUCACUAGUAUGAGGACACAGAGAUUCACUUACGCACAAAAUGAGUAACGAUUAUAGGUAAAGGCGUGCACCCCGUUCUUUGUGUUAAGUGUUUAAAGAUGUGCAAAUGAGUAACGGUAAAUAAAUUGGAAUGAUAGAUA